This is a messenger RNA of Chenopodium quinoa (quinoa), 1642 nucleotides long. RefSeq lists its product as uncharacterized. The record is from RefSeq and is a predicted model, not a curated record. Lineage: Eukaryota; Viridiplantae; Streptophyta; Magnoliopsida; Caryophyllales; Amaranthaceae. The coding region runs from base 465 to 1547 and encodes 360 amino acids. The transcript is spliced from 6 exons.
UUCUAAAGAUUUGUAUUAUGUUCUAAAGUUUUCCAUUAUGUUCUAAAGUUUUCCAUUAUGUUCUAAAAUUUUCUCUUAUGUUCUGAAGAUUUGUAUUAUGUUCUAAUAUGUAUCCAUUAUAGUUUAUGUUCAUCUUAUCCCUUUAUAUUUGCACUCUAUUUAAUGUUAGUUGUAUUCUAAUUAUUUUUAAUUGUUUUUAAAGGAAAGUUGAAAAUGUUGAAGCGGAAGUAAUUGAUAGAUCGGAAUUUGAGAAGCAUAUUGAAAGUAAAAGUGUUGCUAUAAGACAUAGAAAACUUCCAACAAGGCUUCAACCACCUCGAAAAUUGCAAAAAAAGGAAGGAAGAGAAAAAGAUCAAGAAGAAGGAAAAGAUCAAAAAGAAGAAGAGGGUAAUAAUGUAGAGGAUGAUGACAAGAAUAAUGAUAGUAAAGAUGAUGGUGAGGAUGAUAAUAAGGGUGAUGUAAAGAUGAAAGAGAAAGAUGAAAAAGAGGAGAUGGAAGAUGAUAGUGAGGAGGAACAAAAAAUCAAUAAAAAAAAUCAAACUCAGAAGAAGAAAAGAAAGAUUGAAAAAGAAGAAGAUGGUGAGGAUGUCCAAGUAGUAGAAGCUAAUGAGCAAGAUAAACUAGUUAAGAGGCAACCUUAUCAAAGAGUACCUCCUACUCAAUUCAUGAAGGAUGUGUUGAUAAAUCUUUCGGAAAAACAAAAGCAAGCUAUUCGGAACAUUGGUUUUGGAGGCUUUUUGGAAUUGGAUUUACCAAUCCAUAUUAAUUCUACGUUGACAGAAAACUUGGUUACGAAUUUUGACACGGAGAGAUGUUGUUUGAUGUUACCAAAGAGAAAACAAGAAAUCUUUUUGGAGGCAAUUGAUGUUCAUUUGGCUUAUGGGUUGCCAUUGGGAGGCAAAAGGAUUGAGCAACCAAAUGAUGAGUCAAAUCUGAAAUGGAACAAGUUUCUAAAAGCUUGGAGAAGCAAGUUUGGCCUCAAAAAAGGAAGUCCAACCAACAAGAGAUUGAUUGACAGAAUUCAAGAAUUGAAGAAGGAAAAAUCAGUUUCUGAUGAAUUUCUUUGGAACUUUGUGGUAUGUGUUGUCAAUUGUUGCAUUCGAUCAACAAACAACCCACAACUAUACAUUAAAUUCUUGUAUAAUUGUAUGGAUGUAAAGAAAAUUGCUGAAUUGGAUUGGUGCACAUUUGUGAUUGAGCACUUGAAAGAUUCUGUAAGUGUAUGGAAGAAGGGAAAUUCUUACUUUACAGGUCCUUUACCUUUUCUAAUGGUAUUCUAUUUUGAUCGUCUACAAAGAGGAGGGUUAGAAAAACCAAGAAAAUGUCCACUAAUUUCGGUGUGGACAAAGGAAAGGAUUCAAGUGAGAUAUAAGUUUGAAAAAGAUCAUGGAUUUGGAUAUGGAAAACUCUUGGAAAGAAUGGAAUCAAUUGUGAAGGCACCAAAAGGAAAAAAGAAACAACCAAAACAAAAGGAAAAAGAGAAGAGAAUGGAAAAAUCAUCAAUAGGUUCUAGUUCUACAACUUCUCGAAAUGACAUGAUGGUAUGAUUUAGUUUAUAUUGUAAAUUAUAUUUUAUGCUCCAUUUAAUCCUUUUCUGUUAAAUUAUCCAUGUUAUGUCCUUUAUGUUCUAAAAUAUUUUUGU